Molecule: messenger RNA, 828 nt
Organism: Rubroshorea leprosula
Lineage: Eukaryota; Viridiplantae; Streptophyta; Magnoliopsida; Malvales; Dipterocarpaceae
Source: the annotation of a GenBank genome assembly
AGCAACAUCAUCUAACCUUCUCUAUAAAUACGUUUUCUCCUCCUCCCUCCCAAUCCCCCUGUCGUCUGACUCACUGAAUCAAUUUUCUCCAAUUCCUCUCCAUUUCUCCGCUGCUGCGCGUUUACCUUAAAGCUCGAUUUCCUCCUCCUUCGAUCUUGAUCCGCCAUGGAAUUCUGCAUCAAUUCUGCUCGCGACUCUGUUUCUUCCUUCAACUGCAUCCUCUUCGAUUUGGAUGAUACGUUGUAUCCUUCCAGUACCGGAAUAGCCCAAGCUGUCAAGAAAAACAUCGACGAUUUUCUCGUCGAGAAAUGUGGAUUCCCCGAAGACAAAGCUUCGAGUCUCAGAGUCGAGCUCUUCAAAACCUACGGCAGUACUCUCGCCGGUUUAAGAGCAUUAGGCUACGAAACUGAUGCCGAUGAUUAUCACGCUUUCGUACACGGAAGAUUGCCGUACGAUGUGAUCCAACAAGACCAUCCGCUACGCAAUCUAUUGCGAAGCAUCACACAGAGAAAAAUCAUUUUUACAAAUUCAGAUCGGAUUCAUGCCGUAAAGGUUCUGAAAAGGUUGGGAUUAGAAGACUGCUUUGAUCAAAUCAUUUGCUUCGAAACGUUGAAUCCCAAUCUGCCGAAGUCAUCGCGUCCCGAUGAAUUCCCUGUUGUCUUGAAGCCGUCACCGGAGGCCAUGAAAAUUGCUCUUGAAGUUGCCGACGUUGAUCCUUGCCGCACGCUACAUGGCCCGUUAACCAGCGGGAGCAGUUAGCUGCAUACCAGGCCCAAUUCUUUUUCCUUUUUACGUUUUUUUUUUUUUAAUUAAAAUCAAUUAAACCCU